AUGGCAGCAAAAGGCCAAAGCUCUAAGCACAAGAUUGAUGGAGCCUGGAGUCUACCACACCAGGCAAGGCCCCAGGUGCUAUGCAGAGAUGACUCUGAGAUGAUCCAGCACAUAACAACAGGGUCAAAAUGGGAUACGCCCCCAAAGGUGGUUGAGAGUGACCAAGAUAAGAUCCUGUGGGACUUUCAAAUGCAGAUGGACAAAUUGGUGAUGGCUAAGCAACCAGUGGUGAAGAAGCAGAGGAAGAAAGCCGUGGUGAUAAAUGCAGCAAUACCAAACAAUAGCAACAUCAGGAAGAAGAAGCACAGGGACCUGGCAUUCAACCCUGACCUUUUCCCCUACCCCCUACCAACUAGUUCAGCUUGGGGUCGGCGCUCUCACACAAAGCGGGUUCAGAGAGUGGUCAGUGGGCAGGUCAACAAAGCGGGUCGACAAGGGUUCAUCCAGGGUUCAAAUCCAGAGGUGCCCUUAGCAGACGUCAAGCUGGCAACCCAAGCAGGAAAGAAGGCCAAGAAGGCCGAGGAGGAGGAGCAGCCGGCGGCGGCUGUGGCAGCAACAGCAGCAGCAGCAGCAGCAGCACCACCACCACCAGCAGCAGCAGCAGCAGCAGCAGGAGCAGCAGCAGGAGCAGCAGCAGCUGAGGAGGAAGAAGAGGAGGAGUAUGUGGUGGAAAAGGUUUUGGACCGCCGAGUGGUAAAGGGCAAAGUGGAGUUUCUGCUAAAGUGGAAGGGCUUCUCAGAUGAGGACAAUACAUGGGAGCCGGAGGAAAACUUGGACUGUCCUGACCUUAUUGCCGAGUACAUGCAGAAACACAAAGAGAAAGAAGAGAAAAAGAAGGAAAGCAAAAGGAAAGCAGCCAGUGAGGCCUCAGGAGAUGGAGAAGAGCGAGGAAGCAAAAGAAAGAAGGAGGAGGGUGAGAAGGCUCGAGGUUUCGGCAGAGGACUGCAGCCCGAGAGGAUUAUCGGAGCGACAGACUCGAGCGGCGAGCUGAUGUUCCUUAUGAAGUGGAAAAACUCAGAUGAGGCCGACCUUGUCCCAGCCAAGGAGGCAAACGUCAAGUGUCCCCAAGUGGUGAUCUCUUUCUACGAGGAGCGCCUCACAUGGCACUCGUACCCCACAGAAGAGGAAGAGAAGAAAGAUGAGGACAAAAAAGACUAGAUUUUUAGAGGAGAAUGAGGAAGAAGUGUGGCAGUGCAGGGCAGGAAAUCAACUGUACAAUGAAGUUUCAUCCAAGUUGGCCACCUCUAGCAGCAACUUUGGCAGCAGAAGCGGGGAGAAAACUGCCAGUGUGGCUGACAGAGGGGGGGUAAGAAUUGUUUUCCUGCCCUGCAAGGAGUUUUCAAAAGAUGCUCCCACCUGUAUCUCUGCUGAAAAUGGAUUUUUAUUAAUUAAAAAAAAAAGAAAAAAAAGAGGUAUGGUGACACUUAGUUUGUUCCUUCCCCCCCCACCACAUUUAAUAAUCAAGUGAACACAGUGAAAAUUAUUACUGGAGUGUUUGUCUCCUACACUUAGUGAAAAAUGGCACAGAAUGAAAGCUAGCUGUCGAGUUACCGCUCUGCCACACAUUCGUGGCAGAAGCAAGCUGAAUGUUUGGCUGUGACUCGCAACUUUGUUUCCUCUCCCAGUCAGCGCUCCUUAUUUUAGACGUCCAUGUUUGAAACCCCAACGACAGAAAAGCCGUGAAAGAAGGUGCCGAAUUGUGGCAGAGAGAACAAAGUUUACAUCCUCAUGUUUUGUCAGGAUACAUCGGUGGGAAAUUCUUUUGACUGGGAUGGAGUGGGUGUGAGGAGUGAAAGAGUGGACAAACCAUUUGUCCUUUUGGUAUCUGUUCUAUGUGCCACCUGUUUUCUGAUCAUUGUUGACGUGUUGAUUUUAAACCCAAUCACCGCAUACUGACUGUUCAUAGUGACAGGUUACAGACUUCAUGAAGAGCCUUACACAUCCUACCAGCCAGUGUGGCAGCUACGGAUGUCACAGUGCAAGUGGACCAGUGGAAUUCCAUGAUUCCCAAUGCCAGAUUCAAUACCAAUAAAUAAAUAAAAGCAUUUCCACAAAAAAAAACUGCUGUAUAGCUACAAAGGCUAGCUGCGAUGACAGUAGCUCAGAUGAAACAAAUCUACUUCAUGCUAUAAGCUGUCAGUGUUCUUAUUAGCUGCUAGUUUACAAGUAUUUCAAAUGUGGAGACUGGUACCUGGCACUGGUGGCUGGUUUGACUCCCAGACUGUUCAAGCCAGUGUUACCAUUUUAGAAUUGAGCUGUUUGUUACCUGAUACUGUUGAGUGGGGUGUGCACACCUUUAUAGCUACAGUGAGAGCCUCAACUGGCAGGUUACAGUUUCCAAUUUCUGCUUAAGUUCCUUCAGGAUCUGCAGGUUUUCACUCAGUCAUUGAACUUGAACUGUGAGGAGAUCAGCUGGAAUGGAAACACCCCCCCCAAUUGGCCGUGUCUUAUGCUAACCUCUGGAAUACUGCUGUCCUCUUUAACCCAGCUGUUUGUGGACAUUGUAUGCAGUGUUUCGUGUAAGCAAACUAGAGUAUUAUAAUAACACUAAAGGCCCUUUCAGAUAUAGCAUAUGUAACAUUGCUGACUUCAUCAUUCUGUUAAAGACACCGAGCGCUCAUAUGCUACAUGUGAUUUGUUUUGUCUUUUGUGCAAAGACUUCAUGCUUUUUGGCAGCGCGCUUUGACUCGAGGGAUGUGUAACUGUGCUGUUUGGGCAAAAAAACAAAAAAGUGUACCUCCUCUUGCACAGACCAGGAGAGUGACUAAGAUUCCUGACUAGUCAUGUGACCACACACCUUCAGGCUUGUGCCAAAUUAGCCCCAUCUAGUAAUAGGUUGCUGUCUUAACUUUGACUUUUACAGAAAAGCAGUGCAUCUCUGAAGGGGCCUAACUUAAGUUGUUCUGAUUGGAGAUAAUCUGUGGAAACAUUUCAGUGAACUAAAUUCACUAAAAGUCAGCUGUAGUGUUGGGAAAAGAAGAGAGAAGCAGCCACACGAUGAUGAAGUGCUGGCUGAACUAUGGCGGCAUCGCGCUAACUUUGCUGCCACUUUGGCUGGUAGGUGGCGGUGUUUCCUGAUGAGACACUGGCUCCAUAGCAAACAGGUGGGGCUCACUGCUCGUGCAGGAGACGCUGGAACGUGUAUCAAAUUAUCCUCGUUUCCACUCCCUUGUUUUUAACCUUCACACAUUCAGCCACCUGUGUUCUCUGGGCUGUAUUAUUUGCGCUCGCACUGCCCGGGCAACACUCAACACACAGUAUUCUUUGGCAUUCUCUGCUUAACACACAUUUUGGUGAAUAAAAUGGGAUGCAUCUUAAAAAUGUUUUCAUGCUUAGCAGAAUCAGUUUAGGAAAUACUUGUCAUGUACUUUGUGUUGAAUGUAGCCCGGCUGUGUGUAUUUCUAUGUAUACUGUAUUAAAGUUAGAGAAGUAGCUGGCACAUCUGGGUAAGCUAGUUCAAACCAGUUCAUACUGUAGGUGGUGUUUUGCUGUUGUCGUUGAUAAUGGAUGAGUUGUCCUGAUGUUCUUCUUUUACAGUGUCUCCAUUCAUUUGGAUAGUCUAGCUUAUCUUUAUAUACAUAAUCUAGUAACCCCUGAGGCUACAUGCAACCAGACCAGAUACAGGUCUCUAUAGUUAACAUUUAAAUCCAGCAUAUUAGGCUAAACUAGUUUUUUGGUUUUUGUUACUGUUGCAAGUCUUGAAGGUAUGUUUCUGAAACAUCCUGCACCCUGACUGCUUCACCACUGACUGAAAGGAACUGAACUAUCUGCACCCGGAUCUGCUGCUUAGCUUUUUCCAUCUCGUCUCAGAAACGUAUUUUCUGUUUUUAGUGGGUUAGCUUGUGUUGUCCUGUUGCAUGUUUUUCUUUUGCAAUGUUUCUGAUGGACAUUUAACUGUUUUGAACAAUAAAAUGUUUUUCGUUUUCUUAA
This is a messenger RNA of Archocentrus centrarchus (flier cichlid), 3930 nucleotides long. Its product is annotated as M-phase phosphoprotein 8-like. The record is from RefSeq and is a predicted model, not a curated record. The transcript has 8 exons. The coding region runs from base 1 to 1158 and encodes 385 amino acids. Lineage: Eukaryota; Metazoa; Chordata; Actinopteri; Cichliformes; Cichlidae. Gene Ontology annotation, cellular component: nucleus.